CAAGACAAAUAAAGCAGCUCCUCGUCUCAAUGGCCGAUAUGAAUGGGACACAGUUUCCCGUCCAUGCACUCAACUCCAGCAGCUCUUGGCAGGCGGAGGCAGUCCGGGGAGUCCAAAUGGCAGCUACUGUGCUCAUCUUCCUGGUGGGUGUACCUCUGAAUGGGCUGGUGGUUUGGGUACUUGGACUGCGGCAUAAUCGCCACCUGGUGCGCAGAGGCAGCAGUGAGGAGACUCGCGCUGCCAGCAGUUUCCGAAUCUAUGUGCUGAACCUGGCCCUGGCUGACCUGGUGCUGCUCCUGCGUAUCCCCCUAAUGUUGGGCUACGUCGCUCACAACUACAGCUGGCCGUUCGGACGCGUCUUCUGCCACCUGGUCAUGUUCCUGCGAGGUCUGGGGCUCUACGCCUCCGCUUUCCUCCUCUGCGCUGUGGCCCUGGAGCGAUGCCUGUGUCUGCUGAGGCCCGUGUGGGCUCGACUGCGACGCCCCUACUGGGCCGUUCCUCUGGCCUGUGGCAUCUUGUGGCUGAUAGCCACCGUCUUGUCCGCCCCGUACUUCCACUUUGCCGUCCUGGAGGACAGAAACGGGAAAUACCAGUGCCAUGAGAGUGGGACGUUUAACACGGGGCUGUUCGUAACAGAAACCAUAGCAGGGUUCAUCUUGCCCCUGCUGGUGUUCUUGAUAAGCAACCUGGCUGUAGUGCUCACCAUUCAGCAAGCAGUCCCCCUGACCCCCACCUCCUCCUCCAACCCUUCAACGGCCCGCAGGAUGACCAGGAUGUACCACGUGCUGUUUUUCACCAUGCUCCUCUUCCUCACCUGCUGGGUGCCAUAUUUUGUGUGUCGGUUCGUGCAGGCCCUGGCUCAGGGACGGGCCAAGCUGUAUGGAGGAGCGGUUCUUGGCAAAUACAUAUCUCUGUUCCUGGUGUACAUCAAGUGUGCUCUAAACCCGGUGCUGUAUGUGUUUGCAGCCCGAGGCUUAGGCCGUGCUGUCAGAGCUUCCCUUGUCUCCACUCUUGAAAGACUUUUCGAUGAUUCCUCAGAUUCCAUACGCAGGAAGUCCCUUAAGAGCUCACUUAAAAACUCACAAAUGUAGUUGAGAGGUCAACAACGUUUUAAUGUUAAUACAGUUGGAGUCGUUUUCGUGUUAAAAUCAUGAAUGCCUUUUUGUUUAAUGUGCAAUGUCUUACAUAUAACCACUUAUAUAGCCACUGUUUUCCAAAUAGUCCAAAAACCACAGCAAAUGGACAAAUACGAUUACGAUUCUAUUUAGUGUAUAUACUGUGCAUUUUUAUUACUUCAUUUUCUUAAAUU
Messenger RNA from Anarrhichthys ocellatus (wolf-eel), 1309 nucleotides. Its product is annotated as C5a anaphylatoxin chemotactic receptor 1. Gene Ontology annotation, molecular function: G protein-coupled receptor activity; complement component C5a receptor activity. Gene Ontology annotation, biological process: phospholipase C-activating G protein-coupled receptor signaling pathway; inflammatory response; positive regulation of cytosolic calcium ion concentration. Gene Ontology annotation, cellular component: plasma membrane. The record is from RefSeq and is a predicted model, not a curated record. Lineage: Eukaryota; Metazoa; Chordata; Actinopteri; Perciformes; Anarhichadidae. The transcript is spliced from 3 exons. The coding region runs from base 30 to 1091 and encodes 353 amino acids.